This is a messenger RNA of Lepisosteus oculatus (spotted gar), 1446 nucleotides long. Lineage: Eukaryota; Metazoa; Chordata; Actinopteri; Semionotiformes; Lepisosteidae. The record is from RefSeq and is a predicted model, not a curated record.
CACUGCAUGCACUAGCACUAGCAGAUAUGCAGUGGUCGCUUCUUCCAGCUCUUUCAGACGCUUUUUAUCCAUUUGAAAGAAAGAAAACUGCAAACUGCAUUCCACUCCGUGUUCUAAUUUAUUAAGAGGAGAAAUCCUGACAGCGAAUUAGCAAACGGAUCUUCCCACACAUGUUUGCGCCGCGCAUCAGCCUGUACGAGCUGCAGAUCCGGGACGGGCCGCUGGGGGGCGCUGUGGGCCGCCGUCAGAGGAGGAAGUACCUGAAAAAACAGCGUCAAGACUGAGCAGGGAGAGUGAGUGAGAGCGCAGGCGGCAACCCAGUUCACUUGGGCCGACAGAGAAGCGGGGUUUAAGACAAAUAAAGAUACGGCCGUCUUCGGUGUACCGUGCUAGACCCGCACCUGGGAGGCCCAGGGCUGUGCACGAGUCGCCCUUCUCCUCCUCCUCCUCCUCCUACUCCACCACCACCUCCUCUUCCUCCUCCUCCUCCUGCCUGGAGACGGACGGGUGCAGGUUGGAGCAGAAAUAGGACUUAGCCGUGGCUGUCGGGGAGAGAGCGGUCAACUGGCGGAGAAGACGGGCGUCUUAAAAAAAAAAAAUUACCCCCAAAAAGCACACGCGCAAGGCAGGAGCAGGAAGAUGGCGGAGAGCGCAGGGGAAGAGGCGUCGGGGAUCGGGGUGACCGGGUCGACACACUCGGGCGGCGGAGCCCAGUUCUCGCCCGGUUCCGGGAACUCGGUACCGGGGGACCCGAGUGGCGCCGCCCCGGACUCCGUGCCCUCGGCCGCGGCCGCCCCUGAGACCGUCCCCCCUGUCUCGACUCCGGACAUCCCCUCCCUGCCCGCCUCGGCCAUCGGCGUCCUGGGCACCGCGGUGGGCACAGCCAUCUUAGCCCCGUCCCCCGGCCUCGGCCCCGCGGCUCCGGCCAUGGUCGGCACCGCCGUGCUGUCCCCCAGCAUCGGUCUCGGGGUCACCGGCACCCCGAACCUGGCCGGGGCGGGGCUGCUGUCUCAGAUCCACUCGACCUUCUGGGAUCCGACAGUCAGCAGCGACUGGGACAGCGAGAAGCCGUCCCAGCAGUGCAUCCUGCGGAUCAAAAGAGAUAUAAUGUCCAUCUACAAGGAGCCCCCGCCAGGCAUGUUUGUGGUGCCGGACCCCCACGACAUGACCAAGAUCCACGCGCUCAUCACCGGCCCCUUCGACACGCCCUACGAGGGGGGGUUUUUCCUCUUCCUGUUCCGCUGCCCCCCCGACUACCCCAUCCACCCCCCCCGGGUGAAGCUCAUCACCACCGGCAACAACACGGUGCGCUUCAACCCCAACUUCUACCGCAACGGCAAAGUCUGCCUCAGCAUCCUGGGGACUUGGACCGGCCCAGCCUGGAGCCCAGCCCAGAGCAUCUCCUCGCCAGCAGAACUCUUCAACCUUGACACCUCUGUCACGUAG